Papilio xuthus (Asian swallowtail) is the source of this 968-nucleotide messenger RNA. RefSeq names its product collagenase-like. Bases 36 to 890 code for a protein of 284 amino acids. The transcript is spliced from 5 exons. Gene Ontology annotation, molecular function: serine-type endopeptidase activity. Gene Ontology annotation, biological process: proteolysis. NCBI's taxonomy places the organism in Eukaryota, Metazoa, Arthropoda, Insecta, Lepidoptera, Papilionidae. The record is from RefSeq and is a predicted model, not a curated record.
CGGAGCCAGUAACCAACCAAACCUGAAAAAUAACCAUGAAGUUGUUAAUAUUGACCUGUCUACUUUCCGCAGUCGUGGCCGAAGAGUCUAUACAAGUAGACUAUCAUCGGAGCGUCGGUAUUCCUCUAGCGGAGGCAAUCAGGCGAGCAGAGACCGCGUUAGACUUUGACGGAGUGAGAAUAGUCGGCGGCUCCCCGGCCGCGCUGGGCGCAUACCCGCAUCUUGGUGGUCUACUCAUAGCUUUAUCGUCCGGCGGCACAUCAGUUUGUGGGUCAUCGUUACUAUCCAACACCCGGUUGGUGACUGCGGCGCAUUGUUGGUUUGACGGCCGCAACCAAGCUAGGCAGUUCACGGUCGUGUUAGGCUCCACCAGAUUGUUCUCCGGCGGCACGAGGGUUGCCACUAGCAAUGUACGGACCCAUGAGAGCUACCGCCCCUCCACCUUGCACAACGAUGUCGCUAUCAUUACUAUUAGCAGAGUAGAGUUUAAUAAUCAUAUCGCACCAGUGUCGUUGCCCACGGCGUCCCUCCUCAGCAAUAACUUCGUGGGCACUUUCGCACAGGCCGCCGGCUUCGGGAAGACGAGCGAUGCGGCGGGGAUCACACAAGGCCAGGUGCUGAGCCACGCGUCGCUGCAAGUGAUCACAAAUGCGGCUUGUCAGCGCACGUACGGCUCCGGCACGGUGAUCGCCUCCACGCUCUGCACCAGUGGGACGGGCAGCAGCACUUGCAGCGGGGACUCCGGCGGCCCGCUCACUGUCAACGAUGCCGGACGACGCCUCCUGAUCGGCGUGGUGUCGUUCGGAUCGAGCCGCGGCUGUCAAGCAGGUCUGCCCGCGGGCUUCGCGCGCGUCACUUCCUUCGCCGGUUGGAUCCAAGCUCGUCUGUAGACUGCAACCUGCAACCUACUUCUUAUUGUAAUUAAUGAUUCAAAGUGUCACUUUUCUAAUCAGUUAUCGAAUAAAUCU